UGGAGCUGUUGGAGUCUGGUGGGCUCAGCAGAGGACUGCAGCUAAAGGCAGAGAUUCUUCUCCUACACUCUAUCUAAAGCCAACAUUUGAAAGGUAAAGAGUGGGCUCUGUGAGCCUUUUCCUUUCCUAGACUGAUUGUGGUCUAGUGUGAGGUCCAUGCAGGUCAGUACAGCUGCUGUUGGUUACUGAUUACAACAGCUGUGUGGAGUCUAGAGACUGGCAUGUCUUAGCCCUUCCUCCUCUUUCCCUUCUUACUCCCUUUCCUCCCCCUCUUCUUCAAUGUUCCUAGAGCCACUGACUUUUUUAGGACUCGGACCACGUACCUUACUGAUUUCUGAGACAGCAAGUGUCUCUGCAUCCACUGGAGGUGCAGGGUGGGUAUGGAUAAAUGGGGAUUAAAGUUGUAUCUCAGACUUUUAGCCUGAGUCGCAGAACUUGUUCCUGAGUUAGUAAAAUGCCAAGACCACCAUCUAGUGGUGAGAACAGUACAGCGCGGGAUGAACUCAGCACUGGGCUGACCACUGAUUUACGGAGCCACGUAUUUCUUUUCAAAAUUCAGGUUCCUGUAAUGUCUCUCCCCAAGUCACAACUGCAGUAUUUGCUUUUGGCUUGUCAUGUUUGUGUUAGCGAUGGAACGCUGGCAUCUGAAUUUAGCGGGUUAUAUUUUCUGUAAGUUGAAGCCCCUGAGGCUGGUAGUCAAGUCGAGGUUAGGCUGCCUGUCUUUUAUCUGAAGGGCUCGGAACUCACUGUGGGGAUCACAUACCAGGGUGCAGCGUCCUCCUAUCCAGUUCUGUGGGGAGGCUGUGCAGAGCGGGUCCAGGGCAGCCUGACAGCUGGAGCUGUGUGGAAGGCAGCCUGAGACCGAGUGGGAGGGACGGGUCUCAGUGGGGCGGAGACAUUCACCCGGAAACAGAGGUCGGAAGGAUGUGGCUCAUUAGGUGGGUGUAGACGAAGGGUUGAGAGAGGGAAGAGUUAAGAGAGUGAAGUGAAGGAAAGCUGAAAACCGUGUGGGAGAGAGCAGGGAAGUUGUAAGGAGGAUAGAAAUCGGAAGUGCCAAGUGCCCAUUCUCUGUCGUUGCACCAGGUCCUGCACCGUGGGGAUUCUUAUGGUGCAGACCCGGGUGUGGAGGACACGGCGGGGUGUCGCGGGGACCUGAAACUCCCCGGAGCCGCAGUCGCCGCGCGGGGCGGCCUGGGAAAGUCACCAGUCAGCAGCGCAGUGGCGGGAACCGCAGCCCGGCGGCCCUGGAACCUCCCAGCCAGUGAUGCGACUGUGAACUUCUCCCAGGAGGAGGGUCAAUGCCUGGACCCUGCCCUGAGGUCUUGGUACAGACACUGAAUACUGCAGAAUCCCAGCAGUUUGUUUCCUGUAGAGUUCACUGAUCAGCCAGACCUUCUCACCUGUGGAGCAGAACAAAGAGACCUGGAGGAUGGAGAGGGAGGAGACAGUGGCUAAGGAUCCAGGGCAGCAAGCCAUCCAUUCAUUGUUCCUGAAAGAGACACUCAAAGAAGAGAAAGAGGAAGAAAUGGCUGAUUCUCUAGUAAGUAUGUCCCAGGGUCUGUUGACAUUAAGGGAUGUAUCUGUGGACUUCUCGAAAGAGGAGUGGGAAUGCCUGGACUCUGCUCAGCGGUCUUUGUACAUUGAUGUGAUGUUGGAGAAUUACAGCAACCUGGUCUCUGUGGAGAACUAUUGCAAAUGUGAUCCUGUCCAUCAAGAUGUGAAGACUGAAAAGGAGUCUUGUCAGUGGAAUGCACUUGUCAAAGUGCUUCAUGACCCCUCCAUAUAUGCACUUUAUAGAACAAGUCAAACUACAGAAAUCUCUAAUAACUACACAUGCAGUAAUCACAGGGAUGCCUCUAUUGACUCCAUCCCAGAGAGACAUGAAAGCAUGCAUAUUGGAGAAGAACCUUGCAAAUCUGAAGGCUGUGAAAAAUCUUUAACUUUGUUUUCCAACAUGACUCAAGAUCAGAGAUUCUACACUGCAAAGAAAGGGCAUAGACAGGAGGAACACAAUGACUAUUUCAGCUCUACACACAGUCUUUUACAACAAACAAUCUACAUUGGAGCAAAACCACACCAGUGUGGGAAAUGUGGGAAAUGCUUCAGUACUGCCUCAAGCCUCACUGUACAUCAGAGAAUUCAUACUGGAAAGAAACCCUACAAAUGCAACAUUUGUGACAAAUCCUUUAACCAGUGUGCAAAUCUGAAAACACAUCAAAGACUUCAUACUGGGGAGAAACCUUACAUAUGCAAGGAGUGUGGAAAGUCAUUUCGUCAGUUAUCAGCACUUAAAAACCAUCAGAAAAUGCAUACUGGAGAGAAGCCUUACAAAUGUAAGGAAUGUAAAAAAUCCUUUACUGUGAAGUCAACUCUUACAAAGCAUCAGAGAAUUCAUACUGGAAAGAAACCCUAUAAGUGCAAUGUUUGUGACAAAUCCUUUACUCAGUGCUCAAGUCUUAAAACACAUCAAAGACUCCAUACUGGAGAGAAACCUUACAAAUGCAAAAAAUGUGAAAAGUCAUUUCCUCAGUUGUCAGCACUUCAUAGCCAUCAGAAAAUGCAUACGGACAAAAGGCAUGCUGGAGAGAAGCUUUACAAAUGCAAUGAGUGUGACAAAUCCUGUAGACACUACUCAUCACUUAGAAGGCAUCAGAAAAUUCAUUCUCUAGAGAAACUAUACAAAUGCAAAGAAUGUGGUAAGUCCUUUCUUGAAUUGUCACAUCUUAAAACACAUCACAGAAUCCAUACUGGUGAGAAACCUUACAAAUGUGAGGUAUGUAACAAAUCGUUUACUACAACCUCAACUCUUAGAACACACCAGAAAAUUCAUACUGGAGAGAAACCAUACAAAUGUAUGCAAUGUGACAAAUCUUUUACCCAGGACUCACAUCUUAGAAGACAUCAGAGAGUUCAUACUGGAGAGAAACCUUACAGUUGUAAGGAAUGUGACAAAUCUUUUUCUAAGUGCUCAACUCUUAAAGAACAUCAGAAAAUUCAUACUGGAGAGAAAACUUACAAAUGCAAAGAUUGCGGCAUAUCCUUUACCCAGUAUUCAAAUCUGAGAAAACAUCAGAAAGUUCAUUCUGAAGUGAGACAUUACUUCUGUAAGGAAUGUGACAAAUCUUUUACUCGAAGCUCAUAUCUUAGAGUACAUCAGAAAAUUCAUACUGGAGAGAAACCUUACAAAUGCAAAGACUGUGACAAAUCCUUCAUCCAGCGUUCAAAUCUUAGAACACAUUACAGAGUUCAUACUGGAGAGAGACCUCACAUAUGUAAGGAAUGUGGUGAAUCUUUUACUAAGUCCUCAACUCUUCGAGCUCAUCAGAAAAUUCACACCAGAGAGAAAAAUGCCAUUAUAAACAAUGUGAUGUAGCAUUUAUCUGGUAUUCUCUGCUAACAAAUCACAACAGUGUACAAAAUAGAAACAAAGAAACUAGUGAAAGCCUUUAGAGAAUGUUCAAAUCUUAAAAAAGUACCACAGUAUUUACAUUAAAAUAAAAAUCUGCAAAUGUAA
Molecule: messenger RNA, 3514 nt
Organism: Peromyscus californicus insignis
Lineage: Eukaryota; Metazoa; Chordata; Mammalia; Rodentia; Cricetidae
Product: zinc finger protein 54-like
Exons: 6
Coding region: 1430-3373 (647 amino acids)
Biological process (GO): regulation of transcription by RNA polymerase II
Cellular component (GO): nucleus
Molecular function (GO): RNA polymerase II cis-regulatory region sequence-specific DNA binding; DNA-binding transcription activator activity, RNA polymerase II-specific
Source: RefSeq, a predicted model, not a curated record